AUGCUGAGUGGUUGCAGAGAGGCAGGGGGGUUACUCGGACUUUUUCUUUCCGGGGAAUUUAGUUAAAACGAACAUCUCUGAGGCUUGGAAAGUGGAGAAGAGAUAAGUGGGUGGUCACCCAAAGGAGCAGGCAGUGCUCGGGGAGUCUGCUUGAGCGGGCGUCAAUACGUUGCAGAGCAGUUUUCGACGGCUUGUGCGCCUGCCUGUCCCUUUAUCGCCGCCAGUUGCCUGCUGUGGCACCAGCUGAUGGCGCCAUCGUCUUCGCCCGGGCAGCAGCCCUCGGGGCGAGCAGGGUCUGACAGCAGCACACCUGACCUAGAGCGCGGAGCCUGAGCUGCGGCCGUGCCCCGGGAGGCACAGCCGAUGAUCUCUGCAUUUGUCCCCCAACCCAUUCCUGCCCUAGGAACGUUUGCAGUGCUCAGCCUCAUGACUGGCUCCGCCAUCGAGCGGCUGGUGCCCGAACCCCCGGGGGGGAACCUGAGCGGAAACGAGAGGGAGCAGUUGGACGCGCAGCGGGUUGGAGCGGCAGCGGCCUUGGCCUUCGGGAGUGGGGUGCUGAUGCUGGGGAUGUUCGUGCUGCAGCUUGGCGUCCUGUCCACAUUCUUGUCCGAGCCAGUGGUCAAGGCGCUGACCAGCGGGGCCGCGCUGCACGUGCUCGUGUCCCAGCUGCCGAGCCUUUUGGGGUUGCCACUUCCGCGCCAGAUCGGCUGCUUCACUCUCUUCAAGACGCUGGCCGUCGUGCUGACGGCGCUGCCCCAGAGCAGUCCCGCGGAACUGACCAUCUCGGCGCUCGGUCUGGCGCUGCUAGUGCCGGUAAAGGAAUUGAACGUGAGAUUCCGAGACAGGCUGCCCACCCCUAUCCCAGGGGAAGUCGUCAUGGUGAUCCUGGCCUCAGUGCUUUGCUUCACCUCUUCCCUGGACACAAGAUACAAUGUCCAGAUAGUGGGGGUGCUGCCUGGAGGAUUCCCUCAACCCCUCCUCCCCAGCCUGUCUGAGCUGCCCAGGAUCCUGGCCGACUCCCUGCCCAUUGCACUGGUGACUUUUGCUGUGUCAGCCUCUCUGGCCUCCAUCUAUGCAGACAAGUAUAGCUACACUAUUGACUCCAACCAGGAGCUCUUGGCACAUGGUGUCUCCAACCUCAUCUCCUCCCUCUUCUCUUGCUUUCCCAACUCGGCCACCUUAGCCACGACCAGCCUAUUAGUGGAUGCUGGUGGGAAUACACAGCUGGCAGGCCUCUUCUCCUGUGUAGUUGUCCUGUCAGUGCUGUUGUGGCUGGGGCCCUUCUUCUACUACCUGCCCAAGGCUGUCCUGGCCUGCAUCAAUAUCUCCAGCAUGCGCCAGAUGUUCUUCCAGAUGCAGGAGCUUCCACAACUAUGGCGUGUCAGCCGCAUGGACUUUGCUGUGUGGAUGGUCACGUGGGUGGCUGUAGUGACCCUGAGUGUGGACCUGGGCCUGGCUGUGGGUGUGGUCUUCUCCAUGAUGACUGUGGUCUGCCGCACCCAGAGGGUGCAGUGCUUGGCGCUUGGACUGGCUGAAGGGACGGAGCUCUACAGGCCACUCAGAGAGAGCCACAAGUUCCUCCAGGUCCCGGGGCUCUGCAUCCUGAGCUAUCCAACACCACUCUACUUUGGAACCCGUGGGCAGUUCCGCCGCAUCCUAGAGUGGCAUCUGGGACUUGGAGAGAGGGGCAAGGAGACUCCAAAGCCAGAUGGCCCACCUGAUGCAGUUGCUGAGCCCAUCAGAGUGGUAGUCCUUGACUGCAGUGGGGUCACCUUCGCAGAUGCUGCUGGAGCCAGAGAAGUGGUACAGCUGGCCAGCCGAUGCCGAGAUGCUGGAAUUCACCUUCUCCUGGCUCAGUGUAAUGCCUCGGUGAUGAGGACACUGACUUGGGCAGGACUCCUGGACACAGUGACCCCAGAACAGCUGUUUGUGAGUGUCCAGGAUGCAGCUGCUCAUGCCCUGGAGAGACUGGUGAGGGGCAAUGGCAGCAGGAGUGGCAGCUAGGAGGGGCUGGGCUAUAUCAAGUGAGGUGUGGGUCAUGGCUGAA
This is a messenger RNA of Loxodonta africana (African savanna elephant), 2047 nucleotides long. It is a transcript of the gene SLC26A10P, whose product is annotated as Solute carrier family 26 member 10. The record is from RefSeq and is a predicted model, not a curated record. Lineage: Eukaryota; Metazoa; Chordata; Mammalia; Proboscidea; Elephantidae. Gene Ontology annotation, biological process: transmembrane transport. The transcript has 15 exons. Gene Ontology annotation, molecular function: bicarbonate transmembrane transporter activity; sulfate transmembrane transporter activity; oxalate transmembrane transporter activity. Gene Ontology annotation, cellular component: plasma membrane.